Molecule: messenger RNA, 1431 nt
Organism: Colletotrichum fioriniae
Lineage: Eukaryota; Fungi; Ascomycota; Sordariomycetes; Glomerellales; Glomerellaceae
Source: RefSeq, a predicted model, not a curated record
AUGCGCCAUCUCUUUCUACUGCCUAUCGCCCUAUUGAUACCACUUUCUUCCUGUUCGCCCUCCGUCUCAGGUCUUGAUUGGCCAGGAAACAGAGCCCUGCCAUUGUUUCCGGAGAUUGCGAAGGAGAUAGACUAUGCCAAACUCACUGCGCUUUCUGGUGAUGAGCAAGUUCUCUUGGUCUCGCUUCAAGGACUGGUCAACAGACGACAACCGCGAUUGUACCUUUAUUGGUCGCAGGAUUCUGCCUUUCCGGACGACGAGGUCAAUGAGGCCUGGCUGCGGCAACUUGAGAGUGAAGGAUAUCGGAGCGCCGAUGUGACGAGCACUCCGCUGCAACUGAUUGACAAGUACAAGUCUGAGAUUCGGGGUGCUAUCAUCUACGACACGAAACUGCCAGAUACGAUUAAUCUGGCUUCGACACUUGCUGGUCUUUAUAGCGCUGUCCUCGCAACUGAAGAGCUGGCUCAACGCUUCAACAUCUCCAUCAUGGAAGACUUGCGAGGUCGGUUCAAAGACAAAUUUGAGCUUUACGAUCAUGCGGCCCGGGAGGUGUGGCCCAAGGUUACUGACCGCAUCAUCACUGCUAUCAAGCCGCUUUCGACCGUAUUGUACGCCAACAGAACCUGGACCACACUUUUAACGGCGAACUCUUCCAUUACAGACUCGUCCAACAACGGCACAUACACUGUAGAUCUAUCGUCCUUCAUCAAUGGCAACGGGACGGUCUACGUCAAUAUUACGGACGCUUUCCCCGCGGACGGCUAUGGUCCUUCUGUCUACCAUGUCAAGGUGACCGGCGAUGGAAACAAAACCAUAGCAGACUUCACUCCCGGCAGCGAGGAAGAAGACUCCUUUCUGUUCGAUGACGGCGGCUCUCAUCUGGCAGACUACCCAGGAGGCUGGCGAUUCGCAGAUGGCGCAUCCGCAAUGAUUUACAAGUUUGACGUUCCACCUCAGACAGCUCGACUCACACUCACACUAUCCAUGUGGAAUCAGUUUCUCGUUUCGGCAGCGUCAGAACGACCGGGCUACUACAAGGUCAACUCCAUCUUUCGCGAUUAUAUCGUCAGCACAGCAGCUCCCUGUAUAUGGCUGGACAGCAACAGGCCGCGGGAAGCCGCGCUGCUCGACAAGCUCCUUCGCCAAUUCCAGCCCAAUGCGGCCUACCUCGGCUGGUUUCCAAACGGCGAUGAGAUGACCGGUGUCACACAACUCGCAAGGAACGGAUUAUACGUGGCCGCCACGGACUUCUACUUCAACCCGACCAUCUUUAGUGGGUUCAACACCGAAAGCCAAUCUCAGCAGUCUGCGCAGAGGGGACCUCCAUGGCGGCCUCCUCCGCCCCCUCCGAAGAAGACCCCUAGAGUCGUAUUGUCCCUCGUCUAUCUCGAAGGCGACAACAUACAGUACGACCAGCGCACACUGGAAUGA